Pseudophryne corroboree (corroboree frog) is the source of this 3993-nucleotide messenger RNA. Its product is annotated as mucin-3B-like. The transcript has 9 exons. Gene Ontology annotation, molecular function: cytokine activity; growth factor activity. The record is from RefSeq and is a predicted model, not a curated record. Lineage: Eukaryota; Metazoa; Chordata; Amphibia; Anura; Myobatrachidae. Gene Ontology annotation, cellular component: membrane. Gene Ontology annotation, biological process: osteoclast differentiation; positive regulation of macrophage differentiation. Bases 320 to 2200 code for a protein of 626 amino acids.
ACAAGCGGAACUCAGAGAGCACACAGAGCAGUGCUGACACCGGCAGAGGGAAAUGCGUACGGGGUUAUGGAAAGGACCAGCCAGUGAUCACUGAGAGUCACCGCACAGACCGCGCUAGUACACAGCUACCAGAAAACCCUUCUCCAGCGUAACGUCCCAGGCUGCCGUGUGUUGCUGCGCACAGACUGGAUUAACAGGUUGGCAAGAAACAAAGUAGAUUGCGCCACGCACCGCGGAAACCCCCUGCAACUCCCUGCCGGUCGCGUGUUCUGGAUUGUGUUUAGAACACGGAUUCAGAAUCAUAUUAACCGAUCCGUCCAUGGGAGCCACAAUGGUCUGGAAGUUUGGGAUUAUUGUGAUUAUCUCCUUGGUUGGAAAGCUCAGUGCUGUGCAGAAAUGUCUUAAUGUUUUCACUGACAAACACCUGGAAUAUCUGGAUGAAAUGAUUGCUGGCCAGUUAGAGUCUGCAUGUACUAUUAGGAAAGACCUCAUAAUAAAAGGACACUUGACAGACUAUUGCUACAAUAAAAUAAGGUUGCAUCAACUAUGGAAUCUCUUGGGUAGUCUAACAUUUAAAAAUGGUUCACUCAGUCAUAAGCACACCGAGCUUCUAAAAGACCUGUACAAAAAUGAAAUGACAGGCUGCAUCAACAGUGAUGACAUAAAAGAGGAACACAUCAUGGCCUGCUCAGAAACUACAGACUUGAGUCCUACUGGCAUCUUGGAGACAGUCAGGGGUUCAUUUUUGAUAUAUCAAAAGUUCCAACCAGAUUUUGAAUCUGAUGAAGAAUGUGAAGUUCUCUAUAAUAAAUGCAGCAAAGUAGAUGAUUACCCUACUACUAAAGGUAUUGAAUGUUCUUGUCCUUCCUCAACAACAUUAAUUACCCAGAAGUCUCUACAUGGCUUGUCAGAACAUAAAUCUGCCACAUAUACAGCAAGCCCCCCUUCCCAUACCACUCCCUUGGUAAAGGGCAUGAGUAGCACUUAUCCACACAAGCCAACAAGUCCUCAGAGGAGCACUCAAGGAGCAGGCACUUCAUCAGUCAUCUCUACAAAUAUGCCAACUGAACUACAGGCACUGACUGCAACCAUGGAUCAUUCACAUGCUGCUACCACACUGCAUGUUGGGGCUAACACAGUGUCUUCACAUAAUAAUAUGGAUCUUACACUCAUAAGCACAGAAUUUCCAAAAGGUACCACUGAGAUACUAGACAUGACCUUAAAUCCAUCUCGGUCUAGUUCAAAUCCGCAGCAAGUCAGCAAAGAGCCUUCAAAUUCAAAUAAAGAAUGGUUAUAUGCUGAAAGUGUGCCCCCUACCACAGGUGGUCCAAGCACUAAUGCAUAUUCUAUCAUAAAUGAAGAAUUUUCUAAUAUCACAAAACCAAUUGUUGGUGAAAUGCUGAACACUAAACAGAGCGACUUUGUUUCCCAGCACUCAAAAGUGCCAAUCUUUGGGAAAUAUCUUUCUAAGCCCAGCAAAGAACCUGGCAUAGAGUCUUCAUCUAGCAGUGUGACCAAAAUACGACGAUCAUUAAUAGAUGUGGAUGAAAUUUCGAAAGCAUUUGUGAGAACACCUACCCUAUCCACUGGGGACAGUGGCACAUAUAUCCCCUUUCUAAGCUUACUGCAUGCAAGCUUCCCAUCCACUGGAAAUGGCUUGUCUACCUCUGAAUCUUCUGUGUUACAGGAGAAAGGGACAGUGGAGAGAAACCUUGGUUGGGCUUCUAACUACUUUUCUGCUAGUACACUUACUACUAAGUCCUCUAGAACUGGACUCCUUAUGUCAUCUCCUAGUUUGAGAGUCACGCAACUACUAUCAGAGGUUUCUCGGCAACACACACCAUUAACCGCGCAUAAGGGAGGGUACACACACAAUAUUCUUCCACUGCAAGAGGUAGAGCUAGCUGAUUUCAUGUCUGACAACAGGGAAAACCGCUUUGUCGGUCCCAACCACGGCUCUAAUCUGCUCCAUCUCAUUGCAACAGAGAAGCAUGGUGAUGACAAAACAGAAGAACACAGGAAGUCCAACCUUUUCAUCAUCUUCAUCAUCAUUCUAAGCAUCCUGGGACUACUGUGGCUAUGUGGUCUUCUUUACUACAGAUAUCAUUAUCGGUUAUUACAAAGACGACUACAUAGAGAUUGUGACCUACAGUUCCCUGAAGAGAGCCCCUUACAAUUACAAAUAACUGAAAUAGUGUAGCGGGCAUAAUUUCAUUGUUUGAAGAAUGAAUUUGUAAAGGUUGCUGACAGCCACACGGAGCUUGUCUUGCCUGGAUUGCACAUACAGUAAGAGGGGAAUUGCAUCAUUCCGAUUAUCACCUGCUGUAAAGUUAUCAUGUCUUGUUACCUAUUAGGUUAAAACAUGUAACGCAGACUCGCCCUGCUUCUUACUUAGCCGGAGGCUGGCUUUGCUCAUGAGCCAGACAAAUACCUGAAAAAUCCUUUCCGUCCAUAGGAAUCAGUUUUCAUGUGAAUAUUAUUUACUCUGCUGAACACGACCUAUCCAUCGAACAGACUGGGGCUAGUGUAAAGUGCCUCACAUAGGAAAUGUUUGAAAAACUGAGACUAUGAAUUGCAGUUACUGAAUGUCAUAUACAGUUAUUUUGGUUCAUGUACGUACAAAAGGGAAAGCUGAUCACAGCAGUAGUGAAUUCCUGUAAAUACAUUUUUUACUACAGGUGAAUGGAAGCAGAGCGUGUAUACCGAUAAGCAGGGAGGAUAUCAACUACUUGUAACCUUACUGAAUUGACUUUGUAACAGACUGAAGGAGUUUCAAUAGUUUUCAGUUUGUUUAUGGGACAUUGUAAAAGGAUAUACUGGAUAUCAAAGUGCCAUUAUAUUGUGUUAGUCAUUUGUUUCAGGUUUAUUUGUCUAGUUGUGUACACUUAAAUCUGCUUCCUCUUUGCUUACAACGCCUCCCUAAGGACUCUUGCUUUAGAAAGCUGCCAGCAAUGGGGAGUGAGUAGGCAGAUAAAUGCAUUCUAUACAUGGUCACUGUUCAUGCCGCUGUCACUUUAAUGAUGCGAAGGGAAUGUUACCAGUAAGGUUUCAUUUCUGUUUUUUAAGCAAAAGAUUGUAAUUGAUAUGUUAGUUUUAGGACACUGUAAAUUUCUAUGAGCAUGGCAUCUUACAGAGUGGCAUAAAAUAUAAUACAAAUGAUGUGAUAUUAUGACAUAAAGAAUAUUCGUUUUGCACUUCAAUAUAAAUGGUAACCCUGACACUUGUGAUAUCACGGUACUAUGAUUUCUCCAUAUCUAGACUAGAAGGUGCUAAACUUUGCCCAGAACAUUGCUCUGUGCUUGAUGUGCACUUAGCAAUGAUACUUAUACAUGAACUGUAAAGAGUACUGAACUUAUUAGUCAACUCUUAGUUCAUCACUCACCCUGAUUGGCGGAGUCUCCCACUAAUAGGAUAAUUAAAUUCAAUAAUUAAAUAAAAUAUUUAGAAUUUAAUAGUGAGGAUCCCCUGUAUGCCUGCAGGGGUCCUGCCAAUCAUGGUAUUGACAGAGCUCAGGUAAGCAAGUCCAGUUUUUGUUUUGACUUUAUUUUUUUAAUUCUCCCAAAAAUAUUAUUUCCAUUUUAGUUGGAAUUUGCUUUUUAAGUUUUGGAAUGUGAUAAAUUAAAACUGAAUUCAAUAGGAGACCAUAUAAUCACUUUCUGAGUCAGCAGAUCUGUUGUCAAAAGAGGAAGGCAGUUUAUUUUUACAAUGUAUGAAAACUUACUAAUUUGACUUGUUUCUCUUUAAAGAGUCUGCACUUGGCUAAAAAAAAAUGCUGUGUCAUUAAUUUAGGAUUUUAAAGAGGAGUUGACCUCCUCUGGGAUGUUUAGACCUUUCUGUGCUGGCCAUAGGAUUGAUUCCCGGAGUUUGUUUGUUUUUUGGAUUAAAAGCCUUUCUAAUGUAUUUUUAUAUUUUAACAUUAUAAUUGUGUGUAUUUUUAAUAUGUUUAUUUAAAUAAAAAGAAAAAUAUGUAUUUAAUAAAUGUUUUUAUAUGUA